Molecule: messenger RNA, 789 nt
Organism: Sungouiella intermedia
Lineage: Eukaryota; Fungi; Ascomycota; Pichiomycetes; Serinales; Metschnikowiaceae
Source: the annotation of a GenBank genome assembly
AUGCAUUGGGAAGAUGUCUACCAUGUCAUCCAUACAUGUCGGUACAAAAUCGAUUACCAUCUAAUCGAGCUCCGAAGAAAAUAUUACAGCAACUCCAGAAACCCCAGAGUCAUCCACACAAAGCUUCAGGACCAGAUGCUAUUUUCCUUGAGAACUUGUCCUCACGAUAAGUACUUGCCCAAAGCUGACGAGUUCCUUACCCUUGAGAAAGCAACUGAUACACAAAGCCUCAUGGAUAUAUACCUUGAGGAAGAAGAGCCGUUGGUGAAUUUGGAUGAGACAUCUUCCUUUGACGACCAUAGGCCAAUGGAUGUUUUCUCACCCAUUACUCCACAAACCCCACAAACGUCACCAAUUUAUCCCAAUGAAAAUCGACCACAAACAGCUCAGCGAUCGCAAACAUCACAACUUCCAAAGUCCGAAAAAUUGCGAAAUAGUCUUCCCGAUAUCCAAAAAGUGUGGGCCCGGCUUCCCUUCACAGCUUCCCGAAUGCAGAAUCUCAUGAGCAAGAACGUAGUAGCUAGCUCCACGAAUGAGUCGGUGGAGGCAUUUCACACAUCCUACAAGUGCCCCCAGUGUGUCAAUGAAAACAAAAUGGUAUGGAAAAGCGUUUUGAACGAUGUUUCUUUAUCGGCUGCUAGACUCUCUACAGGCAGUGACGGAGUUUCUAGAGAUGACUACGAGAAUUUAUCUGGAGACUUCAUUGAUUCAAAACGCAAGGAGGAUGUUUUUGUUGAGAAUUUGGCUGAGGGAAGAGCAAAAUUCCAUGGAAAGGUGUGUGUGGAUUGA